GCACAAUCGCACAGAUAAAGAACUUUGCUGUGGCGUGGAUUGACAGGACUGACGCCCGACUAAGCAGCUCGCCCAUCCCACCAGUCCAGUUUAAAUUACAAUAUAAAGCAAGCGAAACAGGCCACCAUUGAUUUACAGCGCCAAUGCCUGGAUGGCGCUGCCGUCGCUUGACGCUUCGCGCGUGUUACACACAGGCGGCGCCGCUGCCGCUGCUACCUCUGACAGGGUUCACUAGCAGACGAUAAGCGUAACAGCCACUUCUGUGUGUCUAGCAGCCCUUCCAGCCGCCAAAGAGCCUGCAUCGUUUCAAGUUUGCACGUCUCCAACAUGCGGACGAAGAUCGUGGAAUGCGUGCCCAACUUUUCCGAGGGCCAGGACCAAGAGGUUAUUGAUGAAAUAACAAAAGCCAUCAAGUCAACGCAAGGCGUGUCUCUGCUGGGUGUUGAUCCAGGUUCUUCAACCAACCGAACUGUGUACACAUUUGUGGGCUCACCCGAUGCAGUCAUCCAGGGAGCACUCAAUGCUGCAAGGGUUGCCUACAAACGCAUUGAUAUGACAAAGCAUAAAGGAGAGCAUGCCAGGCUUGGGGCACUAGAUGUGUGCCCAUUUAUUCCUGUUCAAGGCGUUGAGAUGGAGGAAUGCGUCUAUUGUGCCAGAAAGUUUGGAGAGAAGCUUUCAGCAGAAUUGAAUGUACCUGUUUACCUCUAUGGUUUUGCAGCACAGCAGGACUACAGACGUAGUGUGCCACAAAUUCGUUCAGGUGAAUAUGAAGGACUCUGCGAAAAGAUCCUAAAGCCCGAAUGGAGACCCGACUAUGGACCAGCUGAGUUUGUGCCGCAGUGGGGAGCCACCAUGUCAGGGGCUCGCAAGUUUCUUAUUGCAUACAACAUCAACAUCCUCUCUACCAAGGAGCAGGCACACCGCAUUGCACUCGACAUAAGAGAGGAAGGAAGGGGCAAGGGACAGCCUGGUCUUCUCAAAAGCACACAAGCUGUGGGCUGGUGGCUUGAAGAGAACAACAUUGCACAAGUGUCAGUGAAUGUCCUGGACCAUGACAUCACACCAGUUCAUGUUGUGUAUGAGGAGAUUGAAAGAAUUGCCAAGUCAUUAAAGCUAGCAGUCACAGGCUCGCAAAUAGUGGGCGUUGUUCCCCUAAAGGCCAUAUUGGCAGCAGCUGAAUUCUACAUGAAGAAGGAGAAUCUUUUUGUUCUCGAAGAGGACCAGAAGGUCCACCUGGCCAUCAACCGGCUUGGGCUCAAUUCACUUGGCCCAUUUGAGCCGUCGGAGCGCAUCAUUGAAUACAUGCUGCCCGAUGACAAACUGGGGCCAUUGGCACAGAAAACCUUGUGCCAGUUCAUCCAUGUAGUUGGAGCCAGGACACCCACACCAGGCGGUGGUUCUGUUGCUGCUGCUGUAGCCUCUCUCGGUGCUGCUCUGGGAGCCAUGGUGGGCAAGAUGACCUAUGGCAAGCGGCAGUGGGAGCGCUACGACGAGCAGAUGCGGCGACUCAUUCCCAUAAUGCAUCACACUAUGGAUGAACUGCUGCCCAUGGUAGAUGCUGACACUGGGGCGUUCAACGACUACAUGGCUGCUCACAAAUUGCCCAAGAACACCCCUGAAGAGGAAGAAGUCCGUGAGGCUGCAAUGCAGGCUGGCUUAAAAAAGGCCAUUGCUGUCCCACUGGGGGUGGCUCGGUCUGUCAGCAAGCUGUGGGACACCGCCAGGGAGCUGGCUUCCAUCAUCAACAUCGGGGCAAGAGCAGACUUGCAGGUUGGCGCACGCUGCCUUGAAACUGGUGUGUUUGGAGCCUACUGGAAUGUCAUCCUGAACUGCCAAGGCCUACAGGACGAGGUUUACAGGGAUGAGGUCCUGAAAGAAAUUGAACAGUAUCGGGAAGAUGCAAUAAAAGGUUGCGCUGAUGUACUCGGCAUUCUAGAGAAGCGCAUAUCAUAAGCGUGGAGAUGCCCACCUGCACUACUUAAAUCAAAGCAUUCCUGAAUUUUACUGUCAACGAGACAUACCUUCUUGCAUGUCUACGUGUGAGAGACAAGUUUGGAUCCUGUUUACAGUAUGUUUAUACAUUUAUACACUUUUAUAUCCUGUAGAUCUAACAUAUACACAUGUAUUGCAUCUUACAAGGCUCCUUGACCAUAAUUGCAAUCUUGUUAAUGGAUGCUUGAAGUGACAAAACAUUUAUGUUUCCUGGGCAUUUUGCGGUGAAAGGCUUGUAAAAUCACUUUCGUGACUGCAAUGUGAGAGCGAAAAUUCUGUUCAGACAAAGUCUAGGAUGGACUAUUUCGAUUUUAUUUUAUCUGAAGGUGCUGUUCCCUAAAGUACUGUUCUUGCAACAUUAAAAUGUUGUUUAAGGCACAUUAUUUCAAUUUUAUUUUUCUUUAGCAUCUUAUUUUCGUUAAUGCUGUUUCAUGAUAUGUAAUUUGCAAGAGCAUUGUGUUCGUUUAAACAUUUCUGUUGGCAUGCUUAGAGGGCAGAUGUUAAUGAAUUUCUGCAUGAAUCUUAGACAUAUACUUUGGUCUCAGGGCAUUUACAGUGUUGUUGCAACAACAACAAAAAAAAAGUUGUAGCAGCACAAGCAUAUAUUGCUCAUGAUUUUAAGAAAUGACAGCUUCAAGCAAUUUUCAUAUGUACAAUCGAUAAGUGGAGCUCUUCGUGUUGCAAUACGAAUGCAGCAAAUGCUUGACUUGAAAAUUCAGAUCAUUUCAGAUGUCUGCGCAGAACUGGUGAAUGUAUUUUUAUCUGUGGCAGCAAGUGCUCAUUAAAGCAAUAGCAUUCAAGUACACAAAAUAAUUGAACUAAGUGCCGCUUACUGGUUGCAUUAUCUAAACUCGGAAUAAAGUACAAAGCAUUUUUACCAUGGCUUCAUGUUCCCUCUUAGGCGCUAAAGCACAUUUGAAAGCUGGACUAAGUAUUCUGCGAGCUAUUUCUGAAAUGAAAUACUCAUCGUUCCAAAGAGGAAGGUUAAAAACAAAUGUGAACCACUGAACAGAGGCAUUUGACACCUGCUGUGACACCUUGUUGCCGGCUUCAAGAGCUAGGCACAUGCUCCACUACUGAAGUGAAAGUGCAGCUGUUAGUUUCCGUUACAUUAGAGAAUUUACCGUGAUGUGCUCCUUAGUCCACAGCUUUCGCACUAUCAUAGUUGAGGAGCAUCAACAUUCCAUGUUUGUCAGUAUGUGAGCCAUGUGUGCGACUUUGAUGUGGAGCACAUGGUAAACAAAUUCUGGACAUGUGGUAUGCUUGGGCAUUAGAAUACUGACAUCCUCACGGAACUGAUAAACAUACUAUCAUGUCUGGCACAAAGCAGAGCAGACAUUUUUAUUACCCAGACUAAGGUAGUGACAAUAACUGGUUCACUGGCAGAGCAGCUAGCCUGUGGGCAGGAUCAAUGCAUCCUAGAUAACUUGCAUGCCUGCACAUCAUGUGAAAUGAAGCCAUGAAGGCCCAUGUAAACAACAGAACACUAUUAUAGUGGCAUUUUGUUGGAUUCAUCUUUUUAUCCUUUUUACAAAGCAUGGUCUGCAGCUGGAGCAUUGGUCUUCCUAGGGGACAUGAUGCACAGGCCAGGUACAUCUGAGAGGCUUUGUAACGGCCUUCUUCCAAAUGCCGUUUGGAAGAAAUUUUGUGUGCAAAUUUUGGACCCGAGUUCAAGAAGCUGCAUGUUUGGGACAAGCACUCAGUGCUUGUGUUCAUUUCUAUAGGCACAUUGUGCCUGAGACAAAGGGAUCAUGUCUAUUGGCAUGAACACAGCUAUGAAAUGGUGGAAAAGUGAAACCUUUAGCAAAAAAAGUAGCAUGGGUUUUCCAUAACUGAAUAAAUUAUUGACCAUGAGUUGUUAGAUAUACUACACUAUACAUGUCACCAUAGCUGUAGGUUAUCUGAGACUGUAGAGCUGUAAGCAUUUUUUAUUUUUCUUUACAGUACGCAUUUACUGAAAUUACUGUAGUCAUACUUUACCAUCUGUUUGUGGUGGUGAAUGGUAUGUUAGCAGUACGUGA
Dermacentor silvarum is the source of this 4013-nucleotide messenger RNA. Its product is annotated as formimidoyltransferase-cyclodeaminase-like. Gene Ontology annotation, molecular function: transferase activity; folic acid binding. Bases 328 to 1953 code for a protein of 541 amino acids. NCBI's taxonomy places the organism in Eukaryota, Metazoa, Arthropoda, Arachnida, Ixodida, Ixodidae. The record is from RefSeq and is a predicted model, not a curated record. The transcript is spliced from 13 exons.